AUGGCUGGCUCUGGCAGCAAUAAACGCUCUGCAGAUGUUAGCGUUAUCGGAGAAGAUAGCGAUUUACUUAGUAUCAAGCCGUUAGGUGCUGGCCAAGAAGUUGGUCGAUCAUGCCAUAUUAUUCAAUAUAAAAAUAAAACCAUUAUGCUCGACUGUGGUAUACAUCCAGGAAGACAUGGUGUUGAAGCUUUGCCAUAUACCGAUAUCAUAGCCGAAGAUCAAAUCGACUUACUACUCAUUAGCCACUUUCACUUAGAUCACUGUGGAGCUUUACCUUGGUUUUUAGAGAGAACAUCUUUCAAAGGUCGGGUAUUUAUGACUCAUGCCACAAAAGCAAUCUACAGAUGGUUGCUAGCGGAUUAUGUUAAAGUCAGCAAUAUAUCCACGGAUCAAAUGUUAUACACUGAAAAAGAUUUAGAAAAGAGUAUGACAAAAAUUGAAACUAUCCAUUUCCAUCAGGAAAAAGAAGUCAAUGGUAUUAAAUUUUGGUGUUACAAUGCUGGCCAUGUACUAGGUGCCGCUAUGUUUAUGAUUGAAAUUGCCGGCGUGAAGAUAUUAUAUACUGGCGAUUUUUCGCGCCAAGAAGACAGACAUUUAAUGGCUGCGGAAAUUCCAUCUGUUAAACCUGAUGUACUUAUUAUAGAAUCUACUUAUGGAGUUCAUAUUCACGAGAAGCGAGAAAUUCGCGAAAAACGUUUUACAAGUACCGUCCAUGAUAUCGUCAAUCGUGGAGGAAGAUGUUUGAUUCCUGUAUUCGCUUUAGGACGUGCCCAGGAAUUACUAUUAAUCUUGGAUGAAUAUUGGAGCAAUCAUACAGAAUUGCACGACAUUCCUAUUUAUUAUGCUUCAUCACUAGCUAAGAAAUGUAUGGCAGUAUAUCAAACUUACGUCAGUGCGAUGAACGACAAAAUUCGUAAUCAGAUUGCUAUUAGUAAUCCAUUCAUCUUUAAGCACAUUUCUAAUCUAAAGGGAAUCGACCAUUUCGACGAUAUUGGACCAUGUGUAGUUAUGGCUAGUCCUGGUAUGAUGCAGAGUGGAUUAUCACGUGAACUCUUCGAGAAAUGGUGUACAGAUUCGAAAAAUGGCGUAGUAAUUGCAGGAUAUUGUGUCGAAGGUACACUAGCGAAAGAGGUGAUGUCAGAACCAGAAGAAGUUCUUAGCAUGUCUGGACAAAAAUUAGCCAGAAAAUUAUCGGUUGAUUAUAUUUCAUUCUCUGCUCAUACUGAUUAUGAACAAACUAGCGAAUUCAUUCGCAUGCUAAUGCCACCCCAUAUUAUUCUUGUUCAUGGCGAACAAAACGAAAUGAUGAGGCUUAAAACUGCUUUGGUAAGAGAAUAUCAAGAAAAUCCUGAAAUAAGCAUAACAGUUCAUACACCUAGAAAUUGUGAAGAGGUACAACUGUACUUUCGUGGUGAGAAAAUGGCAAAAGUGAUGGGGAGCCUGGCUGUCGAAAAAUUUCAAGACGAACAGCAGUUAUCCGGAGUUUUAAUAAAGCGCGGUUUUAGCUACCAUAUCGUUGAUCCUUCAGAUCUUUCGGCUUAUACUAAUUUGAAAACAAGUACUGUUAUGCAAAGGCAAAUUCUACCGUUCUCUUUACCGUUCAAUGUUCUACAUACAGCUCUAACUCAAUUAACGCCGAAUGUUAAACAAUUUGCGAUCCAAAAUAAAAGUGCUUUAAAGGUAUUUGAUUCAGUUGUAAUAGCUGAAGAAGAUAAUGCUGUAGUCGUUGAGUGGACAGCUUCAAAUGGGGACGAUAUGUAUGCAGAUGCUGUUGUCACAGUUAUUUUACAAAUUGAUUCUAGUUCCGCAGCAUUAGAAAGUGAGUCUAUUAUUGAAAAGCUAUACUUGGCAGAUUUUAAAAUUUGUUCUUGUAUAUAUAUAAUAAUUACUUUAAUACGUUGUAGCUGUUAA
Molecule: messenger RNA, 1911 nt
Organism: Trichoplax adhaerens
Lineage: Eukaryota; Metazoa; Placozoa; Uniplacotomia; Trichoplacea; Trichoplacidae
Exons: 21
Coding region: 1-1911 (636 amino acids)
Biological process (GO): mRNA 3'-end processing by stem-loop binding and cleavage
Cellular component (GO): mRNA cleavage and polyadenylation specificity factor complex
Molecular function (GO): RNA endonuclease activity; RNA binding; 5'-3' exonuclease activity
Source: RefSeq, a predicted model, not a curated record